GUCGGGUCGAGGGCAAGGAUUGGCGGCACAGAGGCUGGGACUGGGCCGGCGAUUGUUCUCCGCAAUCGCUGAUCAACUGCCGAUCGGCACGGAGAUUGACAGCAUCCUGCCGCCUCUGGACGGCUUCUCGGGUGUGCUGUACAAACUGUACGGCAGUCGUGAGGUGGGGGCUGCGCUGUGGGACGGCGCAAUGCUCCGGGAUCUGGGGCCGUACAGCACCCUGCAGGACGCCCGCAGGACCAUCACCCUAGCCAUCAGGCUCCUCUCAGCAGCAGCAGCAGCAGCCGCCCCUGCAACGACCACUGCCGUGGCAGCGCCGCCGCUGCCAGAUACAGCCCCCGCCGCCGCUGCCGUGGCGGCAGCUGCUGCUGCUGCUGCUGUUCCCGUGCCUGCUGUGCUAGCGGCGGCUGCAGCCACGGCGGCAGGUGCAGCGCCCGCCACAACAGCGGUGCCCGUAGUGCCCCCAGUAGACCUAGGGCGCCCAGCUGUGCCUAGGGCUUUGGGUGCUGCAACAAAAACAACCACAACCACAACUCCCUCGGUAGCUCCCCGGCUCGACCCCGGACAGCAGCAGCUGCUGCUGCCGCAGCAGCAGAUGGAAGAUGGGAGGGCUCAGCAGAGCGCCAAGGUAGAGGCAGCUGGGCAGUCGGACUCAGCAGCAGCUCAGGCCGCUAAGGCUGGGGAGGGAGGUGUUGCUGGUGGCCGUGUUGGGAGCGAGAUCGGAGUGCCGGCGGGCGCUGAGGGGGCUGCGGCUGCUGGGUGUGUCGGCGGCACUGCUGGUGGCAAGGCGGUUGCGGAAGGAGGAGGAGUUGAGGGGGCGGUCAUGAAGGGAGCCGUGAGGGCGGCGGCAGCAGGGGGUGCGGCGGAGGCCGCAUCCCUGCCGGCCGCAGGGGGGCCAGCAACAAGGGGGCCGGCAGGGGUGGCAGCAGCAGCAGCAAAGGCGGCAGCAGGGGGGCCGCGGGCACCUGCACCUGCUGAUGCUGAUGCUGCUCCGGCGUCUGGUGCUGCUGCUGGUCCUGCUGCGGACGCCAUGGAAGCUGUGGAGGCUGCGGGGCACUUGCUGCUGCUCCGGCGGGGCGCGUCAGAGGGCUCAGGGGGACAGCAGGAGCAGCAGCUGGGUCCACGGCAGCAGCAGCAGCAGCAGAAAAAGUGGGAUGGACGGGGCUCCGCCUUUUUGAUGCAGCAGCAUCUGCUGUCGCCGUCACAACCGCCGCCGUCGCAGCAACGACAACAGUACACGGAGAGGCGGCAACAGGAGACAAACACGCCUCCGCUGCUGCUGUCGCAGCAGCAGCCCCAGCAGCAGCAGCAUGAUCACGGAGGGCGACAACGACAGCUUGAGAACCCGCAGGCGCCCGAAUCCAGCAAUCCCACGCAGCCGCAGGCCAGGAAGCGCUCCGCCACUGGGCAGCUGCUAGCACAGCCGCUGCAGCGAAGCAGUGAAAGAGGAGGUGGAGAAAGGGGAGGAGGAGGUGGAGAAGAAGAGCAUACAUAUCAGGAUGCAACACUGUUGGCUGGGGUGCCUGAGAGGAGCAAAGGCGUGCCUGUCAGCUCGGCGCCACCUUUACAACCGCAGCUAGGGCGUGUGCCUGACAUGCAGCAGCAGCUCGUAGGACUGCUGCUAAAGCAGCUGCAGGGGCAACAACAACAACAGCAGCAACAACAACAGCAGCAGCAGUCUUACGGUUAUAGUGACCCACGGGUCGUUGAGGCGCUUGUGAGCCUCCUCAGCAGUGGCAACAGCAACAACCCCACGGUAAUGGCCGCUGCGUCGUUACUGCAGCAGUCAUUGCCGCAGCAUGCGGGGGCCCCUUUGCAUGGCAUGCGUGCGCCACCACAGUCCAGCGGGGGAUACCAGCCGACAGGGCCGCCUGAUGACAGCUCACCCCCGAUGUCGUCUGCGCUGUAUGCUGCUGCUCCAAACCGCUACACGCCUGGCGUCACGGGGCCAGUAGGUGGGUUGCUUGCAUCCCUGCACCUUCAACACCUCCUGCAACAACAGCAACAGUACCAGCAGCAAGACCCGCAGCAUGAAGGAGAAGGACAGGAGAGCCGGCAACGUCAGAAUCAGCGUCAAACCUACCCUCAAGCCCGCCAGCACUCGCAGCAGCAGCAGCCGCAGCCACUAGCCGAGGGGCGUCCGAGGCCUCGAAGACUCGAACUCGGUGAGUUGCCAAAUGAGGAGCUGCUGCUGCUGCCGAGCGGCUCCUGCAAUCCUGAGUAUGCAGACGGGGAGGCGGCUGGGCCGCAUGACACGAGGGAUGGGGGGCGGGCCCUGAGGGGCGGCAGCGGCACCAAGGGCACUGGCGCAGGACCCGGACGUAGCACCGGUCACCCCAGCCUCCAGCCUCUCCUUCAGCUCCUCUCGGCCGCUCCACCUCCCCCCUUCCUGCAACCCCCACUGCCGCCACCUGACCUAGCCGAGUGCUCCUCCGUCCGCGGGGGGCUGUUGUCCGUACAGCACUCGGUGCAGCUGAGUGUACGGGACUCCGUUCGGCUGCCGUACUCCUCAUCCAUGGUCCUGCCUCCUGCGGGCUCGGUCAACGGUGGUGGUGGUGGUGGCGGUGUGGAUGGCUUGCCUGCAAGGCCUAGCGCCAUCAGUGGGGCCGGCUGGGGCAG
Astrephomene gubernaculifera is the source of this 2619-nucleotide messenger RNA. The record is from the annotation of a GenBank genome assembly. Lineage: Eukaryota; Viridiplantae; Chlorophyta; Chlorophyceae; Chlamydomonadales; Astrephomenaceae.